AUGGCAAUUCUUGGUGUUAACGUCGGCUACAUUUUCGGAUUUUCCCCCGAUCUGCUUUCAUUAUGGCAGAGCAACAUGGUAUUCUUCGCUUUGAUCUGCUAUUCGCAAACUUUCUACGUCUGCAUCUGGCGUUCAAAGGAGUAUCGAUUGGCGUUUGUGGAACAACUCCAGCUAAUGUUUACAACUUCUGCGAGAAGAAAAAAGCGACCUCGCCGAAGCGAUACAAAAAGAAGUUGCGCACGAGUAAAGUUGUACGUGCAUAUUGCUACAGACAUGCCAAUUUGGAUGAGGAUUCCUGACCACAAAUUUUAUUUGGCUAUACUUAAAAAGUUGAUGAAUAGUAAAAAUACGAGAGCGAUAACAACAGAAAAAUUUCAUCGAGGAAAAAAGACGAACUUGAAAACUCAGGAUCUGGGAACUAUGAAGCACCCCUUAAUUUUUAGGCAGCUGAUUGAGUUCGCCUCAUCUACUUACACCUAUAUCCUUGGAUGUUCCGCUACUAGGAAAGCUGUAAUCAUUGACCCGGUUCUGGAGACAGUUCAUAGAGAUGCUGAGAUUAUCCGAGAUCUCGACCUUGAUCUUGUCUAUGGCCUCAACACACAUGUCCAUGCUGAUCAUGUAACCGGUACCGGUGUGCUUAAAACGGCUUUUCCCACUAUGAAAUCUGUGCUAGCUGCGAAUUCGGGUGGCAAAGCGGAUCAUUAUGUCAAGGAAGGUGACAAAAUAAAAUUUGGUCAUGAACAUCUGGACGUGCUCGCCACACCCGGACAUACCGAUGGAUGCCUCAGUUACGUUUCGCAGGCUCAUCGUAUGGUUUUCACCGGAGACGCGUUACUUAUCAGAGCUUGUGGAAGAACUGACUUCCAGCAAGGUAAUGCUCGAACACUGUACCGAUCCAUAUGGGACAAGUUAUUCACACUUCCCGAUGAUUUUACUGUGUAUGUCGGCCAUAACUACGACGGAAUUCUUCAGACCUCAAUUGCUGAAGAGAAAAAAUAUAAUCCAAGAUUGACGAAAUCCGAAGAGGAAUUUGUCAACAUCAUGAGUAAUCUCAAUCUUCCCUAUCCUAAACAAAUUGACCGAGCCCUACCUGCAAAUAUGAAGGAUGGACAGAUCUAA
Messenger RNA from Necator americanus (New World hookworm), 1119 nucleotides. RefSeq lists its product as uncharacterized. Gene Ontology annotation, cellular component: membrane; mitochondrion. Gene Ontology annotation, biological process: G protein-coupled receptor signaling pathway; hydrogen sulfide metabolic process; glutathione metabolic process. The transcript has 12 exons. Lineage: Eukaryota; Metazoa; Nematoda; Chromadorea; Rhabditida; Ancylostomatidae. Gene Ontology annotation, molecular function: sulfur dioxygenase activity; G protein-coupled receptor activity. Bases 1 to 1119 code for a protein of 372 amino acids. The record is from RefSeq and is a predicted model, not a curated record.